CACACACACACACACACACACACACACACACACACACACACACACACACAUUAAUAUAUGCACGGGAUGCAUUUUUGCCGAGCGGCGUUAAACGCUGAAACCGAAUCCCGAGUAGACAAAAGCCUCUCAGAACGAUUCCAACCGCUAGCGAGUGAAUCGCCGUGCGCCGUAAAGUAUGCAAGCACCGGGACGUAGUACAGGGCGCGCGCGACCAAACCGUUUCGCGAAGGGCAGGAUAAUGCGCGUUCAUCCGAGCCGAUCGUGAUUCGUGCACCGCUCGGGAGCGGCGUGUGCUUCUGUGCUUUCAAAUGUAUGCCUCCCAGCGAAGCAAAGCCCGAUCCCGGUUCAGUUGCGUCCGAAGCGCCAGCGACACGGGUGUCUCCUGUUCUGUAACCACCCGGGAAAGGUAGAGAGCAACCUGUUUUCCCCGUACGGGCGCACAGGAACAGCUUCAUCUUUUGUUGGCUGUUCUCGUUGGCUUGCAUUACAUCUGGUUUUUGAAUGAUGAAAAAAACAACAACAACAUCGUCUCGUUAAGCGAAGUUAAGUUUAAGUCUACAUUGUCCCAUAUUGGCCCAUCUAUAACGGUGACAGUGCGAAACAAGCGUCAUUAAACAAAAAACUCGCUUCUUCUUCAUGCAAGGUAUGUGGAGUAUUCCGAUACUUGUACACCAUUAUAAGUACUAGGCGUCUCCUUCAAAAGUUGUACAUAGUGAUUAUGAGUGUUUGUUGAGACUCGUGAAAGAAAGUGUUCAUAUGAAAGAAAGAGUUCAUUACCUUUUUCAUUGCUUCAGUUCAUUACCGUAUGUUGUCAGUGCAGUCGAGCAUCCCGGAAACGUAACCGCGUAAAAUUGUUGUGCGAAUGAACGGCAGCGAGCAUAUCCGGCUGCCAAACUACUAGCAUAACGCACCAUAUCAGGGUGCAGUUAACAACAUAUAUCAUAAACUGUGCGCACUUUCGCUAAGAGAUGGCGUGCAGGCGGGUAAUGCAAUCCCAUCACAGCCCGUACUCAUAAUAAAGGAUGCAACAACAUCGUGUGCUUCGGGUAACUUCGAACCCAGCCGUCAGCAAGGAUCUGUAGGAAUUAAUGCAAGCCAAGAAGGCAGCAGAAGACGGUGCCAAACAGUGCUGUGAUUAUUAACACGGUGUAGCGAAGCAUUACACAUCCCGGAUGUCAUCAAACCUACGGCUGACGCCCAUUACAUCGCACAUACGUGGGUAGAGUGCACUGUGGUUAGCGGCAGCACGAAGCGAUCCGUUUCCUAGCUCCUCUGCCAAAGCAGGAUCGAUGUGCAGGGAAGGCUAGGGGUUCGCCACACGCCACGUCAAUGCAUCAUGGGACGCUUCCCCUACAAUGACGAUCCGGUGGAAAUGUGGCUCUGGUCAUCUAGAAAGCCGGUACAACUUGUACGACUGUCGUCGGUUCCGUUUCCGGGCCCGCAUCUUUCCGGCACGGCGACGGUAACGCUGGCCGGUGCGACCGUAGGCGUCCGCGGUUUGGCCGGAGGUUUGGUCCGCCCGCCCGCCUACCCCGGGUACGUUAGCUACAUGAAGCAAUUUAAUUUCACCGGCAACCCGAUCGACAACCGGACCGGAGCCGAAGCCGGCCUCGGCCCGGACCGGAUCGAUGCGGACGACGACGAGGACGACGGGUCGUCGCUGGCGCUGCACAACUACUGGGCCCUGCUGGCAAUAAUACUCGUGUUCGGUACGGCCGCCGGCAACAUUCUCGUCUGUCUCGCCAUCGUCUGGGAGCGGCGGUUGCAGAACGUCACCAACUACUUCCUGAUGUCGCUCGCCAUUACGGACUUGAUGGUCGCACUGUCCGUGAUGCCGCUGGGCAUCCUAACGCUGGUGAAAGGACACUUUCCGCUGGACUCGGAGUACUGUCUGGUGUGGAUCUGUUUGGAUGUGCUGUUCUGCACCGCUAGCAUCAUGCACCUGUGCACCAUCUCGGUCGAUCGCUACCUGUCGCUGCGCUAUCCGAUGAAGUUCGGGCGGAACAAGACGCGGCGCCGGGUCGUGCUGAAGAUAAGCUUCGUAUGGUUGCUGUCGAUUGCGAUGAGUCUGCCACUAAGUCUAAUGUAUUCCAAGAACCACGCGUCGGUGCUGGUGGACGGAACGUGCCAAAUACCGGAUCCGGUGUACAAGCUCGUGGGCUCGAUCGUGUGCUUCUACAUACCGCUCUGCGUGAUGCUGAUCACCUACACGCUGACCGUGCGGCUGCUGGCACAGCAGAGCGAAAACCUGGGCGGUGUCGGCAGUGGCGGCGGCUGGUCGAGCGGGUGGCUUGGCCAAGCGCCCGCGUUCGAUCGGCGCAACACCUGGAAGCGCAUUAUCAAGCUGAGCCUGCCCGCGGCCCAGAACCCGCACGCACACUCGGCCGCCUCCACCGAUACGGAGCUUUCCACGCUGGACAAUCACGACCUUUGGUUGCUGGAGUCUAGCAUUCCAGAACCGAGCUCGAUUACAAUGACGGCGAUGCAGCGCUUCGGCGAGGAGAUGUUGAAACUUUCCCAAGGGCUAGAAUCGGUGGCGCAGCACAGCGAUCGAAACCAGGGCCAGAACGGUAGCUCGCGCUCGCCGGAGCCAUCACGUGAGAAGGAAUCGUUUCGCAAAAAGCCAGCCAACGCAAAGCAUGCGCCGGCGCCGGUCGCGAUGGUAACGGUGCGGUCGCCAGUGCCGUCGAAAAAGCGCCGCAGCUCCACCUCCACCUGGAUCGCGCGGCGCAACUCGGGCACGCCGCCCCCGGUACGGCUGGUGCGGAAGCGCUUCAAGAGCCUGCCGCACGCCCUGCCGCCCCCCGAAUCGGACGACAUCGAGGUGGACGAGCAGUUCAUGCAGGACGUGCUGUACGAGCUGCGCGACCGGGAGGACCGCGGAUCGGUGCACGGCUCCUCAGCCCGACCCAGUGCCGCCGGGCUGGACGGCGUGCCAGCCGCCGCCAGCAGGGCGCCCGGCGAUCGACGGGAGGGCCGGGAGGCGGGCAGCAAUCCAGCCGGCCCAAGGCAGGCGCAUCCACUGGCGGCACCGAGCCAGGUGGCGGCGGCGGCGGCCACCCUAAAGCUGCCCCCGCCCUGCAAGUGCCCGUUCUUCGGCGAAGGUGCGCCCGGCCGGCAGCAGUACCUGCGCCCGGCCGAGAUCAAGAUCGUCAAGACGAGCACCGACUUCGGGCCGAUGGGCGGGGCGGCAUCGAACGGCGACAGCCUCGUGUACAGCACGAUCUCCAUCUCCUCCGGCUCGAACGUGACGACGCAGCCGACCCGGUCCAUCUCGAGCAGCCUCUCGACCCUGCCCGCCUCCGCCCUGGCGUCCCCGAGCCGGAAGGGCAGCGCACCGAAGGGCAUCUCGGUGGUGACGUGGGAUCAGCGGCGCCACCAGCGGCGCGGCUCGAGCUUUGGCGGGGCGCGAACCUCCCUGCUGCUCACGCCGACCAAGGCGAGCCCGUCGAGCGUGUCGCUGCGGCGGUCGAUCAACCUGCGCCACUCGGCACUGGAGGGCGGCGGCGGCGGUGGCGGCGGCAGCGCCGGCGAAACCAUGUUCCGCGGGGCGCCGAAGAAGAACAGCUCCUCGCCGUGCCUGAUGCAGCACCAAACGGGCGGUGGCGCUGGUGGCGGUGGCAAUGGCGCGACGGUAGCGAUGAUGGCGGUCGCGGCCGCCUCGUCGACCGUGCCGACGCUGGCCACCACGACGAUGACCGUCCGGUCGCACCACUCGCGCAACUCGAGCAUGAUCUCGCGCAACUCCUCCCGCCACGGGCGCAUCAUCCGGCUCGAGCAGAAGGCGACCAAGGUGCUCGGCGUGGUGUUCUUCACGUUCGUCAUCCUGUGGGCACCGUUCUUCGUGCUCAAUCUGCUGCCGAGCGUGUGCAAGCACUGCGAGGACAACAUCGACCAGUGGGUGUUCGAGUUCGUCACCUGGCUCGGGUACGCCAGCAGUCUGGUCAAUCCGAUCUUCUACACCAUCUUCAACAAGGCGUUCCGGGACGCGUUCCGCAAGGUGCUGCUGUGCCGGUACGGGCUGAAGGCGCGCCACUGGCAGCCGAACAGCUAGUACGCGGCCGGUACCGGGCGCGCUCCGGACCACAGCGAGCUGUAGCUGCAUCUUCCUCGUCCUCCUGCUCCACCUGCUCCUCCCAACCACUCACCCACGCAAGCACACGAACUCCGCGCACAAACGGUUUCGGUCGGUUUUUGAUACUUCCCGUUUAGGGCUUCUCGGGAGGGGGGGUCGCGCCGCGUUCCGCAUGGCGAAAGGACGACGGCUCUGCACGAGUUUGUAGAUAUAGCGUACGGUGUGUCGGCGCGUGUAUGUGGUGUUGUUACCUAGCAAUAAAUGUUUUAUACUC
Anopheles merus is the source of this 4349-nucleotide messenger RNA. RefSeq lists its product as uncharacterized. Gene Ontology annotation, biological process: adenylate cyclase-activating adrenergic receptor signaling pathway. Gene Ontology annotation, molecular function: G protein-coupled receptor activity. Gene Ontology annotation, cellular component: membrane. The coding region runs from base 1337 to 4054 and encodes 905 amino acids. The transcript is spliced from 7 exons. The record is from RefSeq and is a predicted model, not a curated record. NCBI's taxonomy places the organism in Eukaryota, Metazoa, Arthropoda, Insecta, Diptera, Culicidae.